GACUGACAGGUGUUGGAAGAGCGGCAAUGCCACCUGUGGGGUUCAGUAAAGGUCCCGCUGCCACGCCCACCUCCACCCAUGUUCCCGCCUCCGGCCUUGUUCCAGUCCACCCCCAGGGAGUGACUGCAGCCUUUGGAGACACUAAAAUGACCCCAGCAAGCUGCCAGACUAGAGCAGAACUGAAGAUGGAGGCUGUACGUGAGCCGCUGAAGAAGGUGGGAACGAAGGGCAGUCUUGUCACCGUAGGCUCAAACUACAUCCCAGUCCUCUGCAGGAAUGAAGCCGUGUAUCAGUACCACGUUACCUUCACUCCGAAUGUGGAGUCUCUAGGAAUGCGGUUUGGGAUGAUGAGAGAACAUUGCUCGACUACUGGAGAGGUGGUGGCCUUCGAUGGCUCCAUCCUUUACCUGCCGAAACGCCUAGAUGAGGUCGUUCACCUGAAAGUGCAGAGGAGGACUGAUAACCAGGAGAUCAGCAUCAAGGUCCAGAUGACCAAGGUCCUGCCCCCUUAUUCAGAUUUGUGCAUCCCCUUCUACAACGUGGUCUUCAGGAGAGUGAUGAAGAUCUUGGGGCUAAAACUUGUAGGCAGGAAUCAUUAUGACCCCAAAAGUGCCAUUGUUCUUGGCAAGCACAGGCUGCAGGUGUGGCCCGGUUACUCUACCUGUAUCAAGCACACUGACGGUGGUCUGUACUUGGUCGUGGACGUUUCACACAAGGUGCUGCGGAACGACUCCGUGCUUGAUGCCAUGAAUUUGAUCUACCAGCAGAGUCGGGAGGGCUUUCAGGAUGAGUGCACCAAAGAGUUUGUUGGCGCCAUCGUAAUCACGCGCUAUAACAACCGCACCUACCGUGUCGAUGACAUAGAGUGGACCAAGUCCCCGAAGGACACCUUCACUAUGGCUGACGGCUCCGAGACCACCUUCACUGAAUACUACAGGAAGAACUAUGGCAUCACAAUUAAAGAACUGGACCAGCCCAUGCUGGUGCACCGUCCGAAGGAGAGAUCCACACCUGGACAGAAGGUAAUAACAGGUGAGAUUCUUCUAGUUCCUGAGCUCUCGUUCAUGACUGGAAUCCCGGAGAAAAUGAGAAAGGACUUCAGAGCCAUGAAGGACCUGACAAUUCACAUUAAUGUGAGUGCGGAGCAGCACACACUGUCCAUCAAGCAACUGUUGCACAACAUCAGUACCAACCAAGAAGCUCUCGCUGAACUAGGCCGCUGGGGCCUGGAGACCAGCUCCCAGAUACUGGUGACCCAGGGAAGGACGUUACCCAUGGAGACUGUAUGCCUGCAGUCUGCCUCCUUUGUCACCCCCUCGUCUGUCGACUGGUCCAGAGAAGUUGUGCGAGACUCAUCCAUCAGCUGUAUCCCUCUGUACUGCUGGGCGAUUUUCUACCCCCGUAGGGCAGCAGAACAUGCCAAGGAGCUGGUCACCACGUUUGGGAAGGUAGCCGGGCCCAUGGGGCUCCGACUUGACCGGCCCAUCCACGUGGAGCUCCGGGACGACCGCACGGAGACCUACGUCAAGAGCAUCCACUCCCAUCUGACCAGCGAGCCCAACGUUCAGCUAGUCGUGUGCAUUCUGACGGGGAACAGGGAUGACCUGUACAGCGCCAUCAAGAAACUCUGCUGUGUCCACGCCCCAUGUCCAUCUCAGGCCGUCAACGUGCGCACCAUCUCUCAUCCACACAAGCUUCGUAGCAUCGCCCAAAAGAUCCUUCUACAGAUCAACUGCAAACUGGGAGGAGAGUUGUGGACCGUCAGUGUGCCGCUGAAACACCUGAUGGUGAUUGGUGUGGACGUGCACCAUGACACCAGCAAGAAGAGCAGGUCUGUGAUGGGGUUUGUGGCCAGUCUGAACAGCCUGCUGACGAGGUGGUACUCCAGAGUCACGUUCCAGAUGCCAAAUGAGGAAAUCAUUAAUGGCUUCCGAGUGUGUCUUUUGGCUGCCUUGCAGAAAUAUUAUGAGGUGAACCACAGCUUCCCAGAGAAGAUCGUUAUCUAUCGGGAUGGAGUAUCGGACGGCCAGCUCAAGACUGUGGAGCUUUACGAAAUCCCUCAGAUCCUGAAAUGCUUCGAGACAUUUCCAGACUAUGAGCCAAAACUCACCUUCAUUGUGGUGCAAAAGAGAAUCAACACAACGCUUUACUCAUACUUCGAAAACCGCUUCGGAGCACCUGUGCCUGGAACCGUGCUGGACCACACGGUUACUAACAAAGACUGGGUGGAUUUCUACCUCAUGGCCCACUCGAUUCGCCAGGGCUGUGGCUUUCCUACCCACUACAUAUCCAUAUACAACACGGCCAAUCUCACGCCAGACCACUUACAGAGGCUGACCUUUAAGAUGUGCCAUUUGUACUGGAAUUGGCCCGGUACAAUCCGCGUUCCGGCUCCGUGUAAGUACGCGCACAAACUGGCCUUCCUGUCCGGCCAGUACCUACACUCUGAGCCUGCUGUACAGCUUGCGGACAAACUCCAUUUCCUGUGAUGUGACCCCACUACCACUAACAAAGCACAAAGCGGCCACAGCCUUGCUGGGGGGGAGCUUAAUUACAUGACGCAGCUCGUUAAAAUAAAAUGAAUGUUUGUUUGUAAUUGUAAUUGUUCCACACGGGAGCUCAGUGUAUUAUUUUUAAGAUCGGGCUUUCAAAUUUUGUCACGUUUAAAGUUCUUGUUAACUGUUUGUGCAGUUGGUUUAAAUAAAUCAA
Messenger RNA from Electrophorus electricus (electric eel), 2709 nucleotides. RefSeq names its product piwi-like RNA-mediated gene silencing 2 (gene piwil2). NCBI's taxonomy places the organism in Eukaryota, Metazoa, Chordata, Actinopteri, Gymnotiformes, Gymnotidae. Gene Ontology annotation, molecular function: RNA binding; protein binding. The record is from RefSeq and is a predicted model, not a curated record.